CCUUCCCCUAUGCCAAACCCUCGCCUCCGUCCCGCCCCGCCCCCACUACCCCUUCCCGCUUUGGUUCAAAACCCUCGCUUAUGUCCCUCCCCCUUCCUGGUUUCGCCCAAAACCGUCGCCUUAGCGAACGAACAUUCGCGAUACAUUCGCCAUUAGAGUUAGCUGGGAAGGCAACGAUGGGAUCGCAGCUUACAGAGAACACCGAAACUCCCAUCUCUGUAAAAAGCUGAUUUUAUCGCGAGUCGGCGUCAUUUUGGGAUUUAGGGUAGCUCUUUUUUCCAUUCGGCAGGAUUUAUCUUAAAUCCCGCGUAUAUCCUGCUCAAAACCCGCUACCAAACAGCCAUAGAGCUCCUCCUCGACGUUUCCUUCCAACGAUGGGCAUCUUUGAGCCAUACCGGGCCAUCGGUUACAUAACCACGAGCGUACCCUUCUCUGUGCAGAGGCUGGGGACCGAAACUUUCGUCACUGUCAGCGUUGGCAAAGCAUUUCAAGUAUACGAUUGCGCUAAAUUGACUUUGGUAGCAGUUGGCCCUCAAUUGCCAAAGAAGAUCCGAGCUCUUGCUUCCAGCCGGGACUAUACUUUCGUUGCAUAUGGAACGAAUAUUGGAGUUUUUGAGCGUGCUGAUCAGGUUGCGACAUGGAGCAAGCAUGAGGAAAAGGUUAAUUUGUUGCUUAUUUUUGGAGAUUAUGUCUUAAGUGUUGAUGUUAAAGGCAAUAUUUUCAUCUGGCCUUUCAAAGAAAUAAAGAAGAAUCUUGAGGCAGCUGGCCAUAUAAAGCUGGAAGAAGGCUUCUUACCAACUUGUAUUAUACACCCAAAUACUUAUUUGAACAAGGUCAUUUUGGGCAGCCAAGCCGGUUCAUUACAGUUGUGGAAUAUCAGCACCAGGAAGAAACUUUAUGAAUUUAAAGGAUGGAACUCCACUGCGCAUUGUUGUGUAUCAUCCCCUGCAUUAGAUGUAGUUGCUAUUGGCUGUUCUGAUGGAACAGUCCAUGUUCAUAAUGUUCUUUAUGAUGAGGAGGUUGUUUCCUUUACCCAUUCCACACGUGGUGCUGUUACUGCACUAUCUUUUAGGACUGAUGGUGAACCUCUUCUAGCAUCUGGAGGGUCAUCAGGUGUUAUUAGUAUAUGGCAUCUUGAGAAGAGAAGGCUUCAAUCUGUCAUUAGGGAAGCUCAUGAUGGUCAAAUUACAUCACUUCAUUUCUUUGCUAAUGAACCUGUUCUUAUGAGUUCAGCGGCGGACAAUUCAAUGAAAAUGUGGAUUUUCGAUACGACAGAUGGAGAUGCUCGUCUAUUGCGUUUUCGAAGUGGGCAUAGUGCUCCUCCGUUGUGCUUAAGGUUUUACAGAAAAGGGAGGUGCAUUCUAUCCGCAGGGCAGGAUCGUGCUUUCCGACUUUUUUCUGUGCGCCAGGACCAACAAAGCAGAGAGCUUUCUCAGCGCCAUGUCACUAAACGAGCCAAAAAGCUCAGGUUAAAGGAAGAAGAAAUCAAAUUGAAGCCCGUCAUUGCAUUUGACUGUGCUGAGAUUCGUGAGCGUGACUGGUGCAAUGUUGUAACUUGCCACAUGGAUACCCCAAAGGCAUAUGUAUGGCGUCUACAAAACUUUGUAAUUGGAGAGCACAUUUUAUCACCUUCUGCAAAGAAUCAGACACCAAUUAAGAGUUGUGCUAUAAGUGCUUGUGGUAAUUUUGCUGUUGUGGGAACUGAGGGUGGAUGGAUUGAAAGAUUUAACCUUCAAUCCGGAAUCAGCAGAGGAGUUUAUGUGGAUACUUCUGAAUCGAAGUGCUGUGCUCAUGAUGCGGAAGUGGUUGGAGUUGCCUGUGAUUCUACAAACUCUAUAAUGAUAAGUGCAGGUUAUCGUGGCGACAUUAAGGUAUGGGAUUUCAAAGGGUGUAAAGUAAAAUCGAGGUGGGAGGUUGGUCGAUCUGUUACAAAGAUGGUGUACCAAAGAACAAACGGUCUUCUAGCAACUGUAGCGGAUGACAUGGUUCUACGUGUGUUUGAUGUUAUGUCGCUUCUAAUGGUUCGCGAGUUCGAAGGACACACAGACCGCAUUACUGACUUGUGUUUCAGUGAUGACGGAAAAUGGCUUUUAUCCUCUAGCAUGGAUGGAACUCUUAGAAUUUGGGAUGUCAUCUUGGCUAGACAGAUUGAUGCUCUGUCUGUAGAUGUAUCUAUAACAGCAAUUUCUCUGUCUCCUUCUAUGGACAUGUUGGCAACUUCUCAUGUUGAUCAAAAUGGCGUUUACCUUUGGGUUAAUCAGGUAUUGUUCUCUGGAUCGUUGGAUGUUGAUUCCUAUGCAAGUGGGAAACAAGUUAGAAAUGUUCAGAUGCCAUCUGUUUCUUCAAAACAAAGAUAUGAAGAUGGAGGAGAUGAUAAAGGAGAAGUAAUCCAUAGUGACUUUGGAAAUCAAAAUCACAUAAUUAAAGAUUUUUAUGGACCACAUUUUGAUCACCAAAUACCAGAUCUUGUAACUCUUUCUUUGCUCCCAAAGAGCCAGUGGCAAAGUCUUACUAAUUUAGAUAUUAUAAAGGUCCGCAACAAGCCAAUCGAGCGUCCAAAGAAGCCAGAAAAUGCACCCUUUUUCUUGCCGUCUGUACCAUCCCUUUCGGGAGAAAUAUUGUUUCAGCCUAAUGGAGUUGAAAUUGGUGAUGCAAAAGAUACUCAAGUCGAAGAACCAACUAGAAAAAUCAGAAAAUUGGAUCUAUCUUCUCCUUUUUGUCUGUUAUUGCAAUCUUGUGCAGAUACCAAAGAUUUUUCAGCUUUCACAGAAUAUAUUAAGGGUUUACCACCAUCAACCCUCGAUAUGGAGCUUCGUGUUCUUCAAAUAAUUGAAGAUGAUGAUAAAAGCUUAGAUCGAAAACCAGAAUUGGAGUCAAUUGGAUUGUUAUUGGAUUAUUUCAUUCAUGAGCUUUCCUACAAGAAUAACUUUGAAUUUAUUCAAGCCGUCAUCAGGUUGUUUCUUAAGAUUCAUGGGGAAACAAUUAGACGCCACUCAGCAAUGCAGGAAAAGGCAAUGAAGCUCUUGAAUGUUCAAAGCUUAGUUUGGCAAAAAAUAGAUAAAAUAUUCCAAAAUGUCAGAUGCAUGGCCACUUUCCUCAGCAAUUCUCAAUUCUAACUUAAAUGGGUUAAAAUAAAACCAGAAUAUUGCAAAUUUUGACAAUUGAGUGCUCUGGCUUCAUUUUAUGCCUAUUUAAGAGAACGGUGCACUAAUAAGUUUAAGCAUUAAAGCGGCAUUGUUCAUGAUUUUUUUUCUUUUUUUUGUAAUAUUUUAUAUCAUUUUUGUAAUUCUGU
Messenger RNA from Phalaenopsis equestris, 3292 nucleotides. RefSeq names its product U3 small nucleolar RNA-associated protein 21 homolog. Gene Ontology annotation, biological process: rRNA processing. NCBI's taxonomy places the organism in Eukaryota, Viridiplantae, Streptophyta, Magnoliopsida, Asparagales, Orchidaceae. The transcript has 19 exons. Gene Ontology annotation, cellular component: small-subunit processome; Pwp2p-containing subcomplex of 90S preribosome. Gene Ontology annotation, molecular function: protein binding. The coding region runs from base 375 to 3116 and encodes 913 amino acids. The record is from RefSeq and is a predicted model, not a curated record.